Molecule: messenger RNA, 1214 nt
Organism: Ornithodoros turicata
Lineage: Eukaryota; Metazoa; Arthropoda; Arachnida; Ixodida; Argasidae
Product: palmitoyltransferase ZDHHC2-like
Exons: 2
Coding region: 64-1047 (327 amino acids)
Molecular function (GO): palmitoyltransferase activity
Source: RefSeq, a predicted model, not a curated record
ACCGUCGCCAUCGCCAAGUGGCGGUGCGUGACUCAGGCUCGAACGGCCUUCUGGAGUUCCACAAUGGAGUCGCAGUGUACCAAAAUUCGGGAUAAACUGUUCACCGUAGCAAAGUGUCUGCACUGGUCGCUUACUGCCGCCGCUGUCUUUGGUUUCGUCGGCUGGCACUACUACACGUACGUUUUCAAAUUGUGCCUGCAAACCAUCAAAAAUCCUUACCAGAGAACCAUCUACCUAGUCAUCGUUAACGUUCUAAGCGUGAUGAUCGUGUGGUGUUUUCUGAUGACUUCUCUCACCCCUCCCGGAAAGAUACCGCAAGAAUUCCACGUAGACAGAGACGACGCUACUGACAUUCUUCAAGGGUACUACAAUGAAGCUGGACGGCAGAAGUUUUUGCACAGUCUCGCACGAAGACUUCCCAUCGUCACACGUACCUUCUCCGGUGGGAUAGCAUAUUGUGCAAGAUGUCAAGUCAUCAAGCCGGACAGAGCGCAUCACUGCUCGACGUGCUCCAGGUGUAUCUUGAAGAUGGACCAUCACUGUUACUGCGUCAACAACUGCAUCUCGUUUACCAAUUACAAAUUCUUCUUCUUGUUUGUCCUCUACUACUUCCUCUACAGCGCCUUCGUUUCAGCAACGACACUGCGGCCCUUCGUCAGCUAUUGGAAGGAAGAUGAUCCUUCGUGGGACGAUUUCCAAUUUCUCCUGCUUUUUCUCCUGUCGAAUAUCAUAGCUCUGAACAUGGCGGGGUUCAUCGUCUUCCACACGUUCCUCAUGUCGACGAACCGUACGACCCUCGAGAUCUUCCGGCCGCCGGUGUUGGUCGCGACGGGACUAGACAGGCGGGCGUUCAAUCUGGGAUAUCUGAAGAAUUUCUACGAAGUGUUUGGUGACCGUUGGUACCUUUGGUUGAUCCCGGUGUCCUCUGGGAAGGGAGAUGGUAUCCACUUUGAGCUGCGGCGGCGGGAUGAAGAAAGCGAACCGCUCCUCACACGUGGUCCUGAUAGGCCGAACGUAGAAGCAAGACACCCUACGGGCUCCAGCUGAGAAGUGCUGUACGACUAACGGUCCCUGAUCUAUACAGGCAAUAUUUCAUAGUGGAUUGGUGUACGUGUGUGACGACGAUGGAACAAAGGAACUCAACGCAAUAGGCCAACAGCUUAGUAUUAAUUGGAUGUACGGAGCAAUCAGUGCCAUUAAAUUAUCUGUCAAUA